Odocoileus virginianus texanus is the source of this 2848-nucleotide messenger RNA. RefSeq names its product NIMA related kinase 3 (gene NEK3). The record is from RefSeq and is a predicted model, not a curated record. Gene Ontology annotation, biological process: protein phosphorylation. NCBI's taxonomy places the organism in Eukaryota, Metazoa, Chordata, Mammalia, Artiodactyla, Cervidae. Gene Ontology annotation, molecular function: ATP binding; protein kinase activity.
GAUCGAACCCAGGUCUCUUGCAUUGGCAGGCGGAUUCUUUACCACUAGCCAUCUGGAAAUCCCCCUUCAUCCCCAUUGCCACUUCCCUAUUCUGUCCAUCAUAUUCCUGCCUUUUCUGUGGUAGGAGUCCUGCUCUGGCCUUCUUCCCCUCUCCCCUGUCUGGUCCAUUGCUCUGCAGCUAGCAUGAGUAAUUGUUCUAAGAUGUAAAUCUGCUCUCCUAGUUUAAACCCUUCAGAGAGCCCAUUCUUCACUACAGGAUAAAAAUCCACCAACCUGUGCUCGCUUUGGCAGCACAUAUGCUAAAAAUCCACCAACCUGAGCUUGGCUUACUAGGCCCAGUCUGCCUUACCUGCCUUACUGCCCUCUUUCAAUUCCUUGAAUUGAAACAAUCUCUUUUGCUCUUAAAUAGGCUCUUCCCUCCUGCCUCCAUCACUUCCUCUUUGCCUAGAUAGCUUCCAUUCAGGCUUCAGCCUGAAUAUCAUCUUCCUAAUUCCCCAGGAUACCUCUACCAGAGGCCAGCAUGGCUCUUCCUGUAAGACCCACUGUCCUGCAUCUUUGAGGUCCGUGGUCUCACCUGGAAUGUGAGUGAUGGCUGGGGCCGUGAGAGAUUUAUUCAGGAUUAUAAAACCUGGCGUGAAAAAAAAAACAAAAAAAAAAACCUGGCGUGGAUACUCCAUGUCCACCUGUUGAAUGAAUAAAAGGAAUAAGCUGUUCUAUCUUGGGGAUAGAGCUACUUUGAAUUCAUUCUGCCUUUUGAAAAUAAAUUUAAUUUCCCAUUGUUUCUGAUUUUGAAUGCAGGCUGGGAGGCCCAGUGGUGACGGCGGGAGCAGACCCCGCUGUGUGGUGCCCGGCAUGGACGGCUACAGGGUCCUGAGCGUCAUCGGGGAGGGCUCCUUCGGCAGAGCCCUUUUGGUUCAGCAGGAGAGCAGUAAUCGGAUGUUUGCCAUGAAGGAAAUAAGGCUUCCCAAGUCUUUGUCUGACACACGGAUUUCUAGGAAGGAGGCUGUUCUGUUAGCCAAAAUGAAACACCCCAAUAUUGUUGCCUUUAAAGAAUCAUUUGAAGCUGAAGGACAUCUGUACAUUAUAAUGGAAUAUUGUGAUGGAGGGGACCUAAUGCAGAAGAUUAAACAUCAGAAAGGGAAGUUGUUUCCUGAAGAUACGAUACUUCAUUGGUUUACACAGAUGUGUCUUGGAGUAAAUCACAUUCACAAGAAACGUGUGUUACACAGAGACAUCAAAUCUAAGAAUAUCUUUCUCACCCAAGACGGAAAAGUAAAACUGGGUGAUUUUGGAUCUGCCCGUCUUCUCUCGAGCCCCAUGGCGUUUGCUUGUACAUACGUGGGAACACCUUAUUAUGUACCCCCAGAAAUUUGGGAAAACAUGCCUUAUAACAAUAAAAGUGACAUCUGGUCCUUGGGAUGCAUUCUCUAUGAACUCUGUACCCUUAAGCAUCCAUUUCAGGCAAAUAGUUGGAAAAGUCUUAUCCUCAAAAUAUGUCAGGGGUCCAUGAGCCCACUGCCAUCCCAUUAUUCCUAUGAGCUGCAGCUUCUGAUCAAGCAGAUGUUUAAAAAGAAUCCCUCACAUCGUCCUUCAGCUACAACACUUCUCUCUAGAGGCUCUUUAGCUCGGCUUAUCCAGAAGUGCCUGCCCCCAGAGAUCAUCACAGAAUACGGUGAACAGGUGUUAGAAGAAACCAAAAAAUCUAUACAUAGUACACCAAGAAAAAAGGAUCCCAGCAGAACCAGAAUAACUUUGGAAAAUGAAGCAAGCACAGUGCAAAGGGAAGAACCGGGUGGAAAGUGUAGCCACACUGACUUAGAAAGCAUUAAUAAAAAUUUGGUUGAAAGUGCACAGAGGAUAGUAAACAGAGAGGAGAAAGCCAGUUUGCCAGGUCCUCUCAGGCGACAGUGGGAGAAAAAUGUAUCCAGUACAGCUCUUAGAGCUUUGGAAAACGCAUCCAUACUCACCUCCAGUUUAACGGCAGAAGACGACAGAGGUGGUUCUGUAAUAAAGUACAGUGAAAGCAAUACCCGUAAGCAGUGGCUCAAGGAGACCCCUGAAACCCUGUUGAACAUCCUUAAGAAUGCCGACCUCAGCUUGGCCUUUCAAACAUACACGAUAUAUAGACCAGGCGCAGAAGGAUUCUUGAAGGGCCCCCUGUCUGAGGAAACAGAAGCAUCGGAUGAUGUUGAUGGAGGUUGGGAUUCUGUCACUUUGGAUCCAGAGAGACUUGAACCUGAACUGGAUGAAGAGGAUACGGACUUUGAGGAAGACGACAGUGCCGAUUGGGUAUCAGAACUGAAGCAGCGAACUGGCUGGCAAGGAGUAUCUGAUGGAUAACACCCAAGGAAAUAUUCAUUAGUCACCCGGAGGGGAUGUUUAACAGGAGGAAUUGAUAUUUGAAUAAUACUUAACUCACAGGAUACGUAAUUUCCUUUGGAAACAAAGGAAGAGUGAAGAGAGGGAAACUGUGAAUAUUUAAAAUUAUUCCUGGUUAGUAAGACAGGGUAUAAAAAAAUCUAGGUUUUUUAAUUCAGAGGAGAACGCAUAGCACAGUGGGUAUGAGGUUUAGGCUUUACAGUCAGAACAGAUGUUGAAUGCUACCACCUACUGCUUGCGUGGUUUUGAGAAAUUGCUUAACCUCUUUGAGCCUGAAUUUCCUCAACUACAAAAUGAGGAUAACAAUGCCUACCUCAUAUGGAUGCUGACCUUAGACCAUCACGACAACCCAUAAUGUUAUUUGCGUUGUUAUGAUUUCUGCUUUAUUACCUUGUUAUGAUUUAUUACUAUGAAGCUCUUUUUAUAUCUCCUAAAAUUUUUGAGGAUCUAAAUAUAUUGUAACAUCAGA